Wasmannia auropunctata (little fire ant) is the source of this 2047-nucleotide messenger RNA. RefSeq lists its product as uncharacterized. The transcript is spliced from 8 exons. Bases 672 to 1892 code for a protein of 406 amino acids. Gene Ontology annotation, biological process: negative regulation of protein kinase activity; neurotrophin TRK receptor signaling pathway; negative regulation of TOR signaling. Lineage: Eukaryota; Metazoa; Arthropoda; Insecta; Hymenoptera; Formicidae. The record is from RefSeq and is a predicted model, not a curated record. Gene Ontology annotation, cellular component: cytoplasm.
UCCACUUCUUCAGAGGAUGUUAGUGCGCAAGGGCAUUUUGCGGUAACAAGAAAAAAAGCUGUCACGAUCUCUCUCAAGAGUUAUCUGUUAGGAAUUCAAGCUGAUUCAAGUUUCUCUCUCUCUCUCUCUCUCUCUCUCUCUCUCUCUCUCUCUCUCUCUUUCCCGCUCGCUCGCACAUUCGCAUUUCGCACAGUGCAACAUAUUAAUCGCUCGCAAAACGACCGUUUUCCGAAACGAAUACGAACGAUCGCAUGACGAUAAUAGCAACUCACGUUGCGCCACUCGCCGUUCGUUUUCUUGUUCUUUGCCGUGCAUGUCUCUUUCGGAAGAACAUACUUAAUGUUGAACGGUUUGCCAAGUUGAAAGAAAUAACUGCUUCGACAAUCUGCUUAAUCUGAUCGCAAACGACAUAUAUGAUCCAUAUACAAACCUCGAUGCUCCUUCUUUGUUGAUAGACAACGUCUCACAAUAAUAGUCAUCGUUUUAUUGACAGGGUUGCGGAUUUUGAGAGAGAGAGAGAGAGAGAGAGAGAGAGAGCGCAGCCGAAUCAAAUUGAUCGAAACUGUACCUGUGCAACGCAACCAAGUGCGUAGUUGGCGAUCUCGUACGCUGGAUCGCAUAUUUUUGACUUCUCCAUCUGCUUUAAUCGAUCGUUUGCCGAUCGCUGAAAGAUGCAUGUCACCUGCAAGUGCCUGAACGUAUCCAUCAAGUCCAGGAGCGCCGAAUUACAGCGAGUUAACGUCGAAUUGACUGACGUGGAGCGUGCCGAUGCCUUUUUUCGCGAGGAUCUGGCGAGUGUACCAGAAUUGGAAAAGAUUACUAAAGAACAACCUGGUUUAAUGGAGAAAAGAAAUGUCGGAUCUUGGAUUGUACACCGUUGCUGCAAUUGCUCAAUGUAUACUCAUGCGGUCCAUAGGGAAUAUGGUGCUGCUUUAGUCCUUAUUAAUAACAAUAUUCUUUUAUCUCCUGAGGAAAUAAACAAAUUAAAAGCCAAUCCGGAUUAUAGUCCGGUGUUUAGAGUAGUAAUUAAUCAUAGUUUGGAAGAUCUCGAUGAUUACCUGCAACAGCCUAAAUUUUCUGUUUCACAGUUACCUAACACGGUUCAAGUGGCUCUAGAUGGAUUACAACAACAGCUACAGGAAGCUGUACAACGUCAAACAAUGGCAAUCGAAGAUAAAAUACGUGUGUUUACUGCUGAGCAGCAUCAAUUGUUGGAACAAUUUCGUGAAAGAGCACACAACGAACAUAGACUGUUAUCAAAACUAGUAUGUAAAGGAGAAGAGACAAAUACAGCAACCAGUAAUAUAGAAACUCCACCAACAACUCCUGACGGCUUUAAAAGUACCUUGACUAUCUCUGCAGCUAAUACAAAGAAUUCAAAAUCCAAUAUAAUAUCCAAUGAUACAAAAGUAUCUAGUGGCCCAAACAUUAAACAUGAGACAACCGUCAGACACUCUUCUAAAAGCACCAUUAAUAAUAAAAGCUCGAGAAAAAGAGAUCAAUUGUACAUUUGUACUAAGGAAUCAAGUAGCUUUGAUACAGAAGUAUUGUUUCCUUUUGAAGAAAUGGAGAAUACAGACGCAACCAGCCAACAACUUCUAUACUCUUCGGAAGAUACCGAUGGAUCUGAUAUGGAUGAUUCGAGUCAAAAUGAAGAGAUUCAUAUGUCAAGAGGUCAACGGGAUGGUCACUCUACGUUAGCUAAAUCAUUACCUGUCGUCGUGCCUGUUUUUCCUUCCAUAGUUCAUCGUGCAGUACAAGACCAAGAUGAUGACCAGUUGCCAACCGAACCGCACAACAUUCGAGCUUCGAUGAAAGCCUUAGCUAAAAGCGUCAAUAGUGAUACGGUAUUUGGAGAUUUACCACGUCCAAGAUUUUCUACGCAGAUCUGAUUUAUCAAGAUGACAGAAAUUUACUCAUUUCUUAAUUUUUUGAUACAAUAUAUUAUAGUCCCUAUCAUCUGUCAUUUGUCUUUCAUACAAAAAUUACAAGAGAUUUAUGUAUACUUGUAAUAAAUAUGGCCGGUUUUGCAGAGAAGUGUAUACAA